AUGUCCGACUCGGAUGUUCUUCAGUCUGCGGUGCGCGUCCCCACGCCUCCUCCAGGCGUGUCGGGCUCACCAGCGGCAACCUCCCGGAAACGAUCGCCUCCGUCUCGUUCUCCUUCACCAAACCGCCGUCGAUCGCCUCCUGGUGACUCUAGUCGGAAUGACUCCAACGCCCCCAAUGGCGAUGCCGAGCGUGUCGAUGACAGGGAGCGACAACUCGCCGAGCGCGUUCGCGAACAUGAAAAGCGCGAAGCAGCGCGCAAGCCGAUGACCGAGGAGCAAAAGCAGGCUUCUGCUAAGGCAGAAUACGAAAAGCUCCUCAACAUGCGAUCGGGUGGUACCUAUAUUCCCCCGGCCCGUCUCCGUGCCUUGCAAGCCCAAAUCACGGACAAAACGAGCAAGGAAUAUCAGCGCAUGGCAUGGGAAGCCUUGAAAAAGUCGAUCAAUGGUCUUAUCAAUAAGGUCAACGUUUCAAACAUCAAGUUCAUCGUGCCGGAACUCUUUGGUGAAAAUUUGGUGAGGGGCCGAGGACUCUUCUGCCGGUCAAUCAUGAAAGCGCAAGCGGCUAGUUUGCCCUUCACGCCUAUUUAUGCAACCAUGGCAGCGAUCGUGAACACCAAGCUCCCUCAAGUCGGUGAUUUAUUGCUGUCUAGGUUGGUUGUCCAGUUCCGGAAGGCGUUUAAGCGAAACGAUAAAGCAGUCUGUAUCUCGUCUACAACAUUCAUCGCGCAUCUUUGCAAUCAGCAGGUUGCCCAUGAGAUGCUGGCAGCCCAGGUCUUGCUGCUUCUCUUGCACAAGCCAACCGACGACAGCGUGGAAAUCGCUGUAGGGCUUACGCGGGAAGUUGGGCAGCAUCUGGAGGAGAUGAACGCCCCGAUUGCUCUCGCCGUGUUUGAUCAAUUCCGAAACAUCUUGCAUGAGGCGGACAUCGAUAAGCGUGUGCAAUACAUGAUCGAGGUGCUCUUCCAAGUGCGCAAAGAUCGCUACAAAAACAACCCAGCUAUCAAAGAGGAAUUGGAUCUCGUGGAAGACGAAGAUCAGAUUACCCACCGUGCUGGUCUCGACGAUGACCUUGACACCCAGGACAUGCUCAACAUCUUCAAGUAUGACCCAGAAUGGGAGGAACACGAAGAGGCCUACAAGAAAUUGAAAGCCGAAAUCUUGGGCGAAGACAGCGACGAGGAAGACGAAGACGGCUCGGAUGAAAGUGAAGAUGAGGAGUCCGAUGCCGAGGAAGUACAGAUGGACAUCAAGGAUCAGAGUAAUACCAACUUGGUCAAUCUCCGACGAACGAUCUACCUCACCAUCAUGUCCAGCAUUGAUUUCGAGGAAUGUUGCCACAAAUUGAUGAAGAUUAACCUGCCGGCCGGGUUAGAGCACGAACUUCCGUCCAUGAUCAUAGAAUGUUGCUCUCAGGAACGUACCUACUCCAAGUUCUACGGCCUGAUUGGAGAACGCUUCGCCAAAAUCAACCGUCUUUGGUCCGACCUCUUUGAGGCCGCCUUUGCCAAAUACUACGACACCAUCCAUCGUUAUGAGACCAACAAACUUCGCAACAUUGCGCAGUUCUUCGGCCACUUGAUCAGCAAUGAUGCCAUUGGCUGGCAUGUUUUGUCUGUCAUCCAUCUCAACGAAGAGGAGACCACAUCUAGCAGCCGUAUCUUCAUCAAGAUUCUCUUCCAGAAUCUUGCAGAGAACCUUGGCCUGCCUGGCCUACAAACUCGUUUCAGAGAUGAGAUUCUUCGCUCAAGCUUCGAGGGUCUUUUCCCCACCGAGAAUCCUCGACACACUCGAUUCUCUGUCAAUUACUUCACCAGUAUCGGCAUGGGUGUAUUGACAGAGGACAUGCGCGAGCAGCUGAAGAACGCUCCUCGCCCCGCAGUCCCUGCGCUCCCCGCGCGUGCUUCUCGAAGUCUGUCGCGCACCCCGUCCGAUCGCUCACGCUCACGUUCUAUGUGCUCAACAUGCACCGGAUCUCCACACUCCCGCCGCUCCCGGUCUCCUUCAUACUCCCGCUCCCCCUCCCGAGGUCGAAGCCGCUCCUACUCCCGCUCACUUACACCUUCUUCCCGAAGCCGGAGCCGGAGCUAUACCCCCUCCCGAUCCCGAUCUCGAUCCCCGGUUCGCCGUCGCCGUGAUGCGUCCGUCAGCCGAUCUCGUACUCCGGCAGGUCGAUCUCGGUCCCGCUCGUUUUCGCGUACUCCAGCCAAGCGCCGAGCUCGCUCACCCUCUUACGACUCCCGAAGCCCGAGUCGCAGUCGCAGUCGCAGUCGCAGUCCCUACCGCCGCUCGGCUUCGCGGUCUGUCACACCCCCGCGUCGAGGCCAAAGCCCGCGGAGGAACCGCAGCUACACGAGGUCCCUAUCAAGAUCUCGCUCCCCUCCUCGUCGGGAACCUGCAUCUCGGGGAGCGAAGCGGCACUCCGAGUCCGUUUCGCCCCCUCCCCGGCGCGGACGCGAUGAUUCAUACUCUCGCUCGCCUCCUCCCAAGCGGCGGGAUGAAUCACGAGGCAGAAGCUACUCGCGAACACCCCCUCGCCGUAGAUAA
Penicillium olsonii is the source of this 2544-nucleotide messenger RNA. The record is from the annotation of a GenBank genome assembly. Lineage: Eukaryota; Fungi; Ascomycota; Eurotiomycetes; Eurotiales; Aspergillaceae.